Messenger RNA from Anoplophora glabripennis (Asian longhorned beetle), 1064 nucleotides. It is a transcript of the gene Dh44, whose product is annotated as diuretic hormone 44. Gene Ontology annotation, cellular component: extracellular region. The record is from RefSeq and is a predicted model, not a curated record. The transcript has 3 exons. Gene Ontology annotation, molecular function: hormone activity. Bases 286 to 714 code for a protein of 142 amino acids. Lineage: Eukaryota; Metazoa; Arthropoda; Insecta; Coleoptera; Cerambycidae.
UUCUGUAGGCUUCGUCCUCUCGUAUCAGGUAACUAUUUGCUCAGGCGGUCGGCCGGCGCUAAGUGUUAUAAUUAAUGGAUUUUUCAGCUGGCGUAGUGUGAUUUUAAUAUUGUUCAAUUGUUCGGUUGUUUGCUUAUCAUGUGACGGACUUUUAUAUUAAUUGUGAAACUAGGAUGGCAAUUGUCAGUUCGAAUUUCGUCAUGUUAUUUAUGUGAUCACUCCUGUUGCUGAAGGUGGACAGUGAGGUGACUGUUGUGACGACGGAAGCGAUUCUAUGCACACGAAAUGGGUGCCCACAUCAUGCGCAUGCCCGUCUAUCUAGUGUGCGCAGCGGCCCUCGUCGCGGUCAAAGGCGAAGAAGGCACCAACUACUUCGGCAGACAGCUGGAACCGGUGGACGUCGCCGCCGAUCAAGAGACCAUCAGCUACCUCCUGCCCAAGUUGGCCGCCAAAUACCGGCCGAGCAACGACUGGAGCGGCGUUACCGACCCCCGAUUCUACGUGCUCACCGAGAUGGAGUCCAACGACAUCGAUAACCAGAUAACGAAGCCCAAGAAAAUCAGGAACAAGAGGUACAACUACGACCUGAACAGGCCCAGUCUGUCGAUCCAGGCCCCCAUCCAGAGCCUGAGGAACGCCUACGCCAAGGAGAAGCUCCGACAGAGGCUGGAGGACAACAGGAGAUUCCUAGCGAACCUGGUGGACAUCCAAUAAACACAGCCCCUAACCGUUCCCCAAGCGAUCGUCGCCGAGCUCAUGACUUCCAGCCCAACUCUCUAUGAGUUCGACGACGUCGCCGCCCCCACCCCUUAACUCAAAAUAGAUCUGAUUAGUUAGACCAGCAUUUAAAAAAAAUUAAUAUGUUUGUAAGUUUACCGAACAUAUAGUGAUAAUUCUAAAAUACGUGUUCUAGCUAGGCACAUUCCAUUCUGAUUCUAGUCAUUUUAUUUGCUGAGCAGCAUUUUCUCUUAAUAUUAUGUGAACAGUAUGUACUUCAGUAUUGUCUUUUGUACCUUAUUUAGUUAUUUAUUUGGAGCCUGAUUCGGUUUUUUAUUAUUGUAUUA